AUGGACGACAUCCCGGAUAGCAUGCGUCAUCGACCGCGCCGGCAGUCACAAAUCGUUACUUCCGUUCGGGAGGCAUCGGAAGAUGGCGACUAUAAAAGUCUUAGGGAAGCAAGAAAGGCUAAAAGUCAAGCGAAACUCUCAAGGAUCCCUGAAUCCAGUUUAAAAGACGACAGUGGUAUUGUAAGCGAAGAUGCAGUCGACCUCGAAUCAGCCAAACCAGCUCUGCGUCCAUUUUCACCAUUAGCAGAUGAACGUUAUGAGAAGGUCAGACUUCAGCUUUUCAAAGAAGUGGAAAAGGGCACACCAUCAGAUAUUACAGAUAUGAUGAAAAAGGCUGAGGGUUAUGUCCCUUUGCACCACGCGGCCAUGUUAGAUCCCUUAAAUAAUCAAACGAUUUUACAUUAUGCUCUAAAACUGAACAGAAUAGACGUAGUGGAAUGUAUUAUCGAUAACGGAAGUAAAGAGUUACUGCAGCAACUUUUCACAUUACCGAAAACAACCCGUUCAUCUCUACAUCAAAUCACAGAGCUAAACAAUGUAGAACUAGCUACAAGAUUUAUGGACAGAUUUCCUACACAAGCUGAAAAAGUUGAAGUGAUUAAACCUGAAACCAUGAUUGAAAUAGAAGGACAAAGACCCCGGACGUUCUCAGCAUACCACCUAGCAGCAUUUAGAGGAUUCACAGACUUAGUGAAGCUCUACUUAGACUCUGGAAUAGACGUCGACUCUCUAAACGUUAAGAAGGACACGGCUCUGCUUUGGGCAGCUAGAUGGGGACACAAUAAAACAGUUGAAUUUCUGAUUGAGAGAAAAGCUGACGUAAGCUUGGAAAACGACAAAAAAUCCACCGCAUUGUAUUGGGCAGUCCGAUAUGAGAUAUUAGAAACUGUAGUCAUAUUGUUAGAGAAAGGAAGAGCCAAUCCAAACCAGACAAGAUUAUUAGGGUUGGUAGCUCCAAUUGUUAUGGCUUCAGCGUUAGGCAACAACGAAAUCGUGAAAGUGUUGAUCGAAAACGGCGCUGACGUCAAUAUUGUGAUUCGAGGAGGAGAGACUCCGUUGCAUCACGCGGCCAAGGAAGGACAUCUGGAAAUAGUAAAGACACUGCUUGGGAGAAAAGCCGACCUGAAUGCACAGGAUGAAAAGGGCGAACGAUCUCUGACACUUGCAGCUCAGAACGGGCACGCCGAUGUUGUGAAAUAUCUACUUAAAUGCGGCGCUGACAUGUACCACAAGAACCACUUCGGAUUCGACUCCUGGUAUUACGCAAUGACCCAGCACAACGAAAUAGUUUUGCGAGAGUUGACUGAACACUACACAAAUCUCCGAUCUAGCAAUGAGAAUGUGAAAUCCCCACUGUGCAUCGCUGCAAGUCUUGGAAAUUGUUCGAUGAUCAAAAUUCUGUUGAAGAUGAGAGUUGAUCCCGAAGAAACGGAUGAAGACGGGAAUACCUUUAUUCAUCAUGCGGCAAUAAACAACCAAGGUGAUGUAAUAAAGCAUUUCCAUAAAAAAGUCAGCAUUGAUGCACAGAACAACGUUAAGGAAACUGCCAUGCAUAUCGCAUGCAGAAAAGGAAAUCAUGACGCUGUCACAGAAUUAAUGGAAAAAAAGGCAAAAACUAACAUCGGCAAUUUAAAAGGAGAAAAUGCUCUCCACAUUUUGGCAUCGUCUAGUAAAACAUCUCCGGAGAUCGCACGAGCUGUUGUGGAACAUACUAUUAAAUCACACGACUGGGAAAGCUUGAAUGCUACAGAUAACGAAGGGAACAAUGCUCUUCAUAUCGCUGGAUUAUUUGCGGAUCCUGAUGUCCUGUGGGAAUUCAGAUUCGUCAGAUUCAAAGAUGUUGACACGGAGGGAAAUACACCUCUACACGAAGCAGUUAUUUCAGGAAAACAAGAGGUUUUAGAAACUGCUCUCGAUAUAUAUGAAAAUAUGCAGAGAGAUGCUGAUAUAAACACGUUAAACAAAAAAUCAGAGAGUGUGCUGCAUUUAGCAGCAUCUGUGGGGUUUUCCGAGAGUGUAACCAGGCUGGUGUUUUAUGGUGCUGAUUUGACAAGUGCUGACAAAAAAGGAAACACAGUUCUACACAGACUUGUAAAGGAUAUGGCAGAAAACAAAGGUGAUUUGAAAGCCAACGAAAGAGUGAUGGAAACAGUAAUCUUCGAUUCUGUUAGGUGGUGGUGCAAUCGUCACGGAACACUCUAUCCAAGAGAUAAUGAAUCCCUCUUUAAGCAACUACAACGGAAUGCACUCUUGUCUUUGUUAAAUGAUUAUCCAAACAAACAAAACCUAUCCGUGUUAGCAUACGCCUACAAAGUCGGGUCACACAAGUUCUUGAAUCGGAUGCUGACUAUGCCUGAUGUGAUGAUGUUUCAGAAGGAUGAUGCUAUUUAUUUUGACAUCACCCACCUAACUCCGACAACCAAUUACAACAUCCAUAGCUGUUGCAGUUGUUCAACCGCAAAAGUUCAGCAUUCCAAUUCACACAUCGAUCUCCUCAUGACUUUGAAUGCCAAAGGACGUGCGUCAUGUGUGCUGGAUAUUCCACCUGUUCGACAAAUCGAGAGAAUGUACACGGCUAUAUGUGCAUGGGCUUAUUUCUUCUUUAUGGUUCUGCACGUUCUUUACAUGAGUGCGUUUUCGUACAUUGGAAUACAAAUCGCUUCAAAGUUCCGCGAUCUUGCAAAUGGUACACCAUUGACAGAUUCGGACCCCGUGCUGAUAGCUGCAUAUAUUGUUGUUCCUUUAGAGCCUGCCAUUGGUAUCUUAUAUGUCUUGUUGGACAUAUGUAGAGAUAUAUGUCGUCGGGAACUGCCAUCAUUGCGGAAUUUGUUGACUAUGAUGUUCGUCUUUAUGUUUGCAUGUCUUGUUUUAUCCUGGAUCAUUUUGAUUUCUAUUCGAAACACUGAUCACGACUAUGUAUUGUCUGUGUGCCUGUGCUUAGGCUGGAUGCUGUCCAUUUCAUUCACUAGAGGUUUUAAAGGAAUCCAUUACUUUUUCAAGAUGUUAGUGAAUAUGAUCAUGAGGGAUGUAUUUCGUUUUCUAAUUGUGUUUUCUUUCGUACUAUUGGCGUUUAGUUUUGCACUCCAUACCCUCUUUCAGAUUUCGACAUCUAUUGUGAGUACAUACAAGGAUCCCUUUGAGACUAUAUUUCUAGCCUUUAACAUGAUGAUUGGCAUGGCGGAGCUGUUUGACGGCACGAUUGAAGCAGGGAUGGAAAGUGUUGGUCGAACGGCGACAUUCGCAAAGGCUAUUUAUAUAGUAUAUAUUUUGCUGUCAACAAUCGUCUUACUGAAUUUGCUGAUCGCCAUGAUGAACGACUCGUAUUCGGAUAUUCUUCGACACCAGAGAGUAUCAUGGCGAGUGGAAUCUGUUCAGAUAGGAAUUGGAAUCGAGAACCUAUUUCCAUGGUUUCCCGCCGUAUUUGGGAGAAUAUCUGUCAAAAGAGAAAAAAUUGGUAUUGGAAAUAAACCACUAGACGAUGAGGAGGAAAGAUGGUAUUUAGUGACUAAUUCAAAUGCAUUAGAGGAAUAUAAACCAGAAACAAAUGACGACGAGGCAGCUGAGAAAAUGACAAGUGUUUUGGAAAAACAAAUUCAGGAAGUUCACGAUCGUGUUAGACACGCAGAACAGCGAUCUAUAGAAGCAAGUAAAAAAUAUGAAGAAAUUUUGUCCAUUCUCUCGAAAAUGGAAAAGGUAAAAGAUACUUUCUGCCGUUUCUUAGUCGGAACGAGAAUGCGGUUCACCUGCUGUCAACAUAAAUCAAUGAUUAUACAAUCGCUUUUGUCGAACGGCUCCAACAUUGUUUGUCAAUCUGUAUCUCUUGAUUCAUUCUGCGGUAUGCAAUCAUAA
This is a messenger RNA of Ylistrum balloti, 3849 nucleotides long. RefSeq lists its product as uncharacterized. Gene Ontology annotation, biological process: RNA processing; monoatomic ion transport; transmembrane transport. Gene Ontology annotation, cellular component: membrane. The transcript is spliced from 5 exons. The record is from RefSeq and is a predicted model, not a curated record. Bases 1 to 3849 code for a protein of 1282 amino acids. NCBI's taxonomy places the organism in Eukaryota, Metazoa, Mollusca, Bivalvia, Pectinida, Pectinidae. Gene Ontology annotation, molecular function: monoatomic ion channel activity; RNA nuclease activity; RNA binding.